AUGGCUGCAGAAUCAUCAACUACGCUUUGCCCCUCGCUCCCCGAGUACGCUUGUCCACCUCUAGGAGAUGAAUGGUCUCCCUUGUGGCUGCAAAGACGUCAUGAAGACGAAGACUGGAACAAGGUCCUUGCGGAGAGAAUGAUGAGGCAGCGUUGGCGACGAAUAGCUGCUGCCGUGCACGAUGCAUGGCUGGUGUUCAAGAUUGGUCGUCCGCUAACUCCACCGCUCAGGGCACCACGAUUCCGAUGGCUGAUAUCGUCUGACCUUGUUCCCCGGGGAUACCAAGAUGGACAGGCGCCAUGGCGCAUGCUUAUACGGUCCUAUCUCAAGGACCUACCUGGGCAAUUGGCUGAUGGAAGCACUCAACAGUCUGUAUUUUCAUGGCGAAACUAUCCGAGACAUGUAGGCCGGUUGCAUCAUCGCACAAAACUCGACGAUGCGCCUCCUGAGAUAACGUGCGGGAGACGAGCCGUCUUCUCUCAACAGGGCAAUGAUUUUAACCAAAGCCUGACCGGAGAGUGGCUUGUUAUAGUCUACAUCUGGGCAACUGACAGUGCAUGGCUGGAGAAGACGGAUGUUGCGGACUUGGUCUCCCGUGAUAGUGUGACUGGUAUUCGCGCUUGGGAGUGGAUUGAUGCAGUUGAUGCUCCCACCAAGCUUCUACACCUGUUCUAUACAUGCCAAACAAGGAAGUCUCCAGAGCAGGACGCGAUAUACGCCGGACUCCCGUAUCUAGAGUACAACGCUGUUCCAAUGAAGCGCGGAGACCCUGUGCCGGCCAGGCUCGCCGGACUGAGACGUUUGAUGAAGGGACGAGCAAGACAUUUGUAUUGUGCGGCAUAUGAGUACGACACGUGUACAUCAUUAGACGGCCAAGCCAGUACAGCAGAAACAGAGUUGCCUGCGAGCGAACAACCGCCGACCAGCUUUGAAACUUCCACACCCAGUCCGGCACCACAUCACCCAGUAGAACAUAGCGGCGUGGUGCAGAGCCCUGAAGUAGGCGUCGGCGUCCUGGACGAGGCUGCACAGGGUGCGAUACAGCUAAGCAUCCGCCGUGACCCGCGCUCGAUGCUGGAGUACAUGACCCCAGGCCCAGCCGCCGAGCAUGUCCAGGGCGAUGCAGUGCCUAGGGUCGAGUUGAAAGAAGCGCUCCGGCGCCCACUUGCUGUGCACGGAGAUCGUCACCUCCAGGGACCGGCGGUCGCCCCUCGAGAAGUCAAAGACGACGGGAUGGGGGCGCGACAGGGCAGACUUCUGUUGGCUGCGCGUGUCGCUUCUCUUUGCACAGUUGGAACGGUCCAGAACGCUACCCAUGCCCAGGGAACUGAGAAGUGCGUGGAGGAUCCAACAAGACCUCCAAGGCAACACCCUGGACGGGCUCUUCGACAACAUCAUGGCGGCCAUCCAGGCCAGGGCGAAUCCGCACAAACCCACCUGCAGGUCUACUGGACCAACUACCCGCAGCUCUUUGACACAACAUGCGACUCCGACAGGUUUUGGGUGGGCGUCUGGCCUGCAUACUACAAGGGCGAGUUACCGACGCAGGACCUUCGCGCCCAGCUCAACCAGCUGUCGGCCGAUCUCAACGACCAUCUAAACAUGGCUUUCUUCUACCUCGGCGGCGACAAUGACGUUCCCACCGACAACCACGUUACCUUGCUGACCCAAGAUGGAAGUAUCCCGCUGCAUAAAGCCCUAGAUAGUGCGCCAAGCGGCUGGUCCACCACAACCAUCAGCUCUGCCGACUGCGCAGCCCAGCCUGAUGGCAUGUGGAUCGGUGCCGAGUUCAUUCUAUGCAAGCUGGCCGUUUCGGCCGUGGGAAACGAGGCUCUGGUUACAAAUUGGCAGGAAAUGCUCGCCCGCCAACGGUGA
Trichoderma gamsii is the source of this 1875-nucleotide messenger RNA. RefSeq lists its product as hypothetical. NCBI's taxonomy places the organism in Eukaryota, Fungi, Ascomycota, Sordariomycetes, Hypocreales, Hypocreaceae. The transcript has 8 exons. The record is from RefSeq and is a predicted model, not a curated record. Bases 1 to 1875 code for a protein of 624 amino acids.